Molecule: messenger RNA, 261 nt
Organism: Trichoderma virens Gv29-8
Lineage: Eukaryota; Fungi; Ascomycota; Sordariomycetes; Hypocreales; Hypocreaceae
Exons: 2
Coding region: 1-261 (86 amino acids)
Biological process (GO): electron transport chain; mitochondrial respiratory chain complex I assembly
Cellular component (GO): mitochondrion
Source: RefSeq, a predicted model, not a curated record
AUGGCCCACGGGCCCAAGCCCAACAUCACCGGCUUCAACAUGCGAGCCUUCAAAGAGGCCACUGGCCAGCCCCGAUACGACCCUUGGGAGAGAGCCGAGGCAUGGCGAUACCGCGGCACCUUUUCCAGGUUCAACCGAUUCAGGAGCGGCUUCCCCGGCCUGGGAAUCGCCUCUGUUGCCUUUGCCGGAUACUGCGCCUAUGAGUACUUCUUCCUCGACGACGGACACCACGGCGAGGGGCACGGCGAGGGGCACCAUUAG